UUCUUUCUUUUCUUUUGGAUUCGAUUCCUCUUUCUCCUGUCCUUCCUCGAUGCCGCCCACAUCGCCGAAGAAGCACGGCGGCGAGCAGCAGCCCGAUACCAACUCUGGCCAGAAGUCUCAGCGCUCCAAGGCCGCUAGGGUUUCUGAUGACGCCGCCGACAAGAAGACUAGAAGACUCAAGGACGCGGAGAUCAGCUUUCCAAUUGUAUAUGGAACUAUAUCAUUCUGGCUUGGCAAAAAAGCAAGCGAGUUCAAUUCCCACAAAUGGACUGUUUAUGUUCGCAGUGCGACAAAUGAGGACUUGAGUGUGAUAAUUAAGCGUGCUGUCUUUCAACUGCAUCCUAGUUUCAACAAUCCAACAAGGGUUGUAGAGUCAGCACCGUUUGAAUUGUCAGAAUCUGGAUGGGGAGAAUUUGAAAUAGCUAUUACCCUCUUUUUCCACAAUGAUGUUUGUGACAAGCAGCUGGACCUAUAUCACCAGCUAAAGUUGUAUCCUGAAGAUGAUAAUGGACCCCAGUCAACAAAAAAGCCCGUUGUUGUGGAAACAUAUGAUGAGAUAGUUUUUUCUGAGCCUACUGAGGCGUUCUUCCUCCGUGUCCAAAAUCAUCCAGCAGCAUUUGUUCCAAGGCUACCUGCUGGUCUAAACUUGCCACUCCCAGGUCCUAUUGAACAUGUGAAUGAAAAGAAAAGAGGCGACACCAAGGAUCAUCCGCUAAGUCAGUGGUUCAUGAAUUUCUCUGAGGCAGAUGAGCUAUUGAAACUUGCGGCUGCUCGUCAGCAGGUGCAGGCCCACAUAGUUAAGCUCAGGAGACAGUUGAGCAUGAUUGAUGGCCUGCCUCAGCAGUCGAAAACAGCUUCUGGUGAUCUUGUGGCAAGAGUAACAUGGCCUACAUGUGCAAAACAGAGAAGGAGAUCACCCUCACACCCCACCACCACAGAAAUUGCUCUCUUUUGAUCAUUGCAAACCACUGAUCGUUGGUGUCCAGCUGGUUGGUACCUGGCAGGACAAAUAUUUUACAUGCAAUGCUGGUAAAAUGGGACCAACCUUCACAAUCCGUGACUCUAAAAUGCAGAGAUAUAAUUGUACUCGCUCUUUUUCUCAUCCAUGUUUUAGGAAAAGGACACAGAAUUCUGCCAAAAAAAAGGACCAACAGAAAACUGCCUGAAGAGCACAGUGGGAAAUAAGCUGCUCGAUGUAAAUGUAUGGAGGCUUCAUGGGAAUUAUAACUUUGCAGUGAUACUAUCCUUAAAGAGUCUCCACCAAGCCCGGAUGGACAGUGGAAAGAGUCUCUACAUUAUUGUGAGAAGGGAACUUUAGUUUCAUAUUGAAGUCUAAUCAUUUGAUAAGAUCUUGAUCAAGCUGCUUGCCUUUGAUCCAGAGACGGCUUUGACCAUAAAUCUGUAUUAGUUUGUGAUGGGUAUGACUCUUUAAUCUUUUCCUAUACUAGAGUAAAGAAAAGGGGCGUGGAGUCUAAGCUUUUGAAAGGAUUGGAUUGGUCAAGCAGGAGCGAGCUGUUUACUGACGGAAACUUGGAAUUUGAACACAAAGCCAUGUUAUUGUUGUUAUUAUUAAAUGACAUGCUUAUCAAUCUGUGACUCUGGAUCCUUGCAGGAUAAAUGGAAUGAGACGCCAUCGCAUUUGAUUGAGAGCAA
This is a messenger RNA of Phoenix dactylifera (date palm), 1653 nucleotides long. The record is from RefSeq and is a predicted model, not a curated record. NCBI's taxonomy places the organism in Eukaryota, Viridiplantae, Streptophyta, Magnoliopsida, Arecales, Arecaceae.